Messenger RNA from Formica exsecta, 3067 nucleotides. Its product is annotated as zinc finger protein 502-like. The record is from RefSeq and is a predicted model, not a curated record. The transcript has 7 exons. Gene Ontology annotation, molecular function: RNA polymerase II transcription regulatory region sequence-specific DNA binding; DNA-binding transcription factor activity, RNA polymerase II-specific. Gene Ontology annotation, cellular component: nucleus. Gene Ontology annotation, biological process: regulation of transcription by RNA polymerase II. The coding region runs from base 491 to 2809 and encodes 772 amino acids. Lineage: Eukaryota; Metazoa; Arthropoda; Insecta; Hymenoptera; Formicidae.
AUUGUGAAAAAUUAAUCAAUUAUGUAUCUAAUAAUAAAGAAUAUUUGCUUUAAAUUAGACAUGUAAUUGAUCAAUUUCUCUAUGCAUAUUAUUUAUAUUAUUUAUAUUACUUGCGUUUACGCAAGUUUGUCUAGAUAGACCUUAACUUGAAUUUGGCGGCGACAUGUAAACUGAAUGGAUUGUAAUGGCCGAUUUCGAGAUUCACUUAUCAAUGUCCCAACUUCAUGAUUGUUGUGUGCGGCAUUUGUUUGCGCUGAAGUUUGUCUCUAAUGGAUUUGUUAUUGCCGUGACUAGGACUAGGCUACCAGUAUUGUGGGCCGCUUUAAAAAAAGGCUUUCAUUCAGCGAGCGUAUAAUUUUGCCGAAUAAGCGGAUGAAUGAGAUUUUCGCAUAUAAGUCAUCAACACUUCUUCCAACAUCUUACGCUAGGUUAGAUUAUCCAAUCGGACCUGUGGUGAUCAUAUAACUUUGAGAAGUUAACAGAUUUAAUUAUGGGUUCGCUGAACCUUAUCUGCCCAAUGUGUUGCGGUGAAACUUUCAAUAACCCUCAGUCUCUUAAGUACCACUUGUUAAGUAUUACGGACAAUCUCUAUUGUCCUGGCUGUUCACAGCGUUCUGACUCUGUGGCAGCGCUCAUUCAGCAUCUUGACAAAUGCGAGCAAAAUUUGGAGCGCAAGGUGAGGCUUGACGUUCUGACAGAUAAACUCCGGAAAGAGUCUGAAGCCAAAAUGGAUAAAGUGCAGAUUAAUGGGAGCUUUCUUGCGACUGUGAGUGACAAUGGAAUUGUUAUAAUGGAUGAUCCACAGACGAUACAAAUGGAUGAGAAUGGAGAAAUUAAAGUCGUAGAAAAGAUGGACACGGAAGAAAUACAACCAGAUCAAAAUUCUCUGGAUUUCAAGAUGUCCGAAGGGCUUUCUGGUGUCAGUGGCAGAAUGCAAAGAAGACUGCAGCCAAUGCAAGAAUUAGUGGCUGUUCCUAUAUCGAAUUCCAGUGCAGAGUGCAAAGAAACGGAAAAAAGCGUAAUUGCCGUAUUACCGGAAAAUUCCGAGUUUCUGGAUGCCACUACCUUGAUCGAUGUCGACCGUAUAAAUGAGGCGGAAGAGAUUGACGAAACUGGUCUUUUGCGAGUCAAGCAAGAACUAUGUGAGGUGGAAUCUGAUGCUGUAUAUAGCUGCACUAGCUGUGAAAUCAGCUUCAACUCCAUUCUGGAACAUAUCAAGCAGUUUCACGAUGGUCAGGAAGUUUUGCUGGAAAUGGCAGAGCAGUUAAACGAUCUGGCGACGCCUACGAAUCAAGUGUCCGCGACGUCUGAAGAUUCGGAAAACGUAGUAAAAGGACGACAACGGCAAACAAUGAAUACGCUGCGUACAGAGGAAUGUGUAGACAAUGAGGGUAGAUUCUACACGAGAAAGGUAGUGCAAAUCGAGAGAUUCUGGGACCGUACACCGAUCCAGAUAACAUCGCAAUCAGCAAAAGCUCCAAUGAUCGAGAAGUUCUUUUCGAAUGUGGAAGGUGUUAAGGUACGAGAGAAGCGCUUGGCGACUGCGUCAAUGCGAAUGUACAGAUGCAAUCAAUGCUUGCAGCAAUUCUCCAAGUUAGGAAACUUUCGUGUGCACGCAUGUCUUCGUGGCAACAAACGCUGCGAGCACUGCGAUCAAAGCUUUGCGACACCCAAAGCCUUGCAGCUCCAUAUGAAAGUACAUGAAGGCGACAUUGAUUCAAGCCAAAAGUCAUUUAUUUGUACCAUUUGUGGUACCGAAUUCUGCUCCCACAAAAGCUUACGUUUGCAUUCGAGAAUGCAUGCCCCAGUGAGGGCCAGACAUGUUGAUGCACCCGAGGGAACUCCUAACGCAACUUUCACUUGUCCUGAAUGUGGUAAAACUUUAUCAGAAUCAUACAAAGAUACGCACAUGGCGUUACAUACUGGUGAUUCAGUGACAUGCGCUGUCUGUAAUCGGAAAUUUGAUUCCGCGGACAGUUUAACGAUGCAUGCAGCGGUGCAUACCGAGAUAGCACUCUCGCCGUCGCCUACCCCACCUACUUCGAUUUCAACUUCGUUGGCUAGAGAGACAGCAGUAACAACGACAACAACGGCGACAACAAUUGCGAUGACAUCAACAACGACGACAACAACGACAGCGACGGUGGAAACUAGUGAUAGUCAGAAACCCUAUCAGUGCCAGCAUUGUGGUCGCAGGUUUACCAGACCUCACGAAAAAGUGAAACACGAACGAAUUCACACUGGGGAGAAACCACAUGCUUGUGAGGUUUGCGGGAAGACUUUUCGCGUGUCCUAUUGCCUGACCCUGCAUAUGCGUACGCAUACCGGUGUGCGGCCUUAUGCUUGCCAGCACUGUGGCAAACGUUUCAAGGCGUCUUCCGUCUACAAUCAUCAUCUGCUGACACAUGGCGAAGAACGCGCUUACGUGUGUCCAUAUUGUCCGAAGACGUUCAAAACACGAGUGCAAUUGGCUGGUCACAAGAACAGUCACACGAAGCCGUUUCGAUGUACCGAAUGCUCGCGACCGUUCGCGUCGCUCUAUGCCGUUCGCGCGCACAUCCAGACACAUAAGAAAGAUAAUAAUCUCAAGUUUAGCUGCUAUAUAUGCGGUGCAUCAUAUGGUCGGGCGUUCGCUCUGAAGGAUCAUCUGAAGCAACACGGCCAGGACGUGCUGGCGCCACCAGAACCUGCACGGGAAGAGGAAGUGCACGAGGACUUUCUCCUCCGGGAGGAGGGGGCCGAGCUCGUGGUCCCGUCGCCUUCGCUUCCUCUCGUCGCACAUUCCUCCGACGUGGACGAUACCGAUUAAAAUUAAUUAUUGCAAUUCGAGUCUAGUCGAAUCUUAAUGCGUGAUUAUUCGUGAAAAUCGCAAGAUUCAAAGAGUGAUAUAUAAUCACUGUGUUGAACCUUUUGUGGAGAUCUGUGAGUCUUUUUCUGUUUUAGUAAUUAUAUGUUUCAUAAGUUAUUGCAUAAACGGAUUUUUUACUAAAAGUCGAAAAUAAUUGAAAUCUGGUUAUAUGUAAGCAUUGUUAAUUCAUUAAUAAAGUUUAUUCGUUCGUAUUUCUCA